Molecule: messenger RNA, 1423 nt
Organism: Danio rerio (zebrafish)
Lineage: Eukaryota; Metazoa; Chordata; Actinopteri; Cypriniformes; Danionidae
Source: RefSeq, a predicted model, not a curated record
UAUACUGCUUUUCCAAAUUUCAAGAUGAUCCGUCAAGACUCUACGAUGUUUUAAUAAAGUGUGUCCAAAUAUAAUGCGCAUUUAGUUUUAAAUCGAGCAAUCAUCCUCUAAAUAAUUAUUUCUUAACGAUGUUAUCAGAAGUUAUUAAAUGAUCUUAUCUCGAGCUCUCGUCACGUCAGUGGACUUAUAACCUAUGUCCCUGCUUCAACAGCCACGCUUCACUUACAUUUUUUGUCGACGUUUUUAUUAAUUACAGCGGGUUUUGCAGCCCAAAACAACAUGUUGCUGUUGAGUUAUUACAUAUUACGCGCGUAAAGCUCCUGCGUGGGCGGUGUGUGUGUGUGAGAGUGUUUUCAGUUGAUAUCUGAUCUGCGUAUUAGGAGAAACAGAGGAAGAAGCCUACAGUGCACACACAUGGAUUAAUAGCAGCGAUCAAUAGGAUAUCAUAUAUACCAUCUCCAUGACAGACUUCAAUGACUUUUGCAUAGGGAGAACAUGUGAACUUCACGCUGCUGUUGUGGUUGGCCUACCAACAAUCUCGCUUCGAUGAUUUCAGUGACCCUCUUUCUCGUCUUCAUCGCAGGAUUGUGGAUUAAUAAGCCGGCCAAACUAAAAUCAAUGAGAACUGGAAGAUGUGCUUGUAACACUCUGUGCUUUGAGAAUCACAUGGAAUGUCAUUGGAACUCAGAGGUUUGGAAUUCUAUCUUAAUUCUGAGCUGUCUAAGUGCUCUGUUGCCCUUGACUGAAGGUCAAGCAGGACAUCCAGAACAGGGACUGGAAGACCUCUUGACUAUACUAGAGAACCAUAAGAAAUUAUUCACAAGCUCUACAGCACACUUGUACACGCCAAAGAUAGACGAUAUUCACAAUUGCACAUUUAGGUUUUUUGACUGUUUUCUACUGGAAAUGAAAGUUGUUUUGUAUGAAGAAGGCUCAGGAGAAGACUCACCAGGGGUGGUGAUGGUAGAAAGAACCUUACAGCACUACAGCCAAAACAAUUGCUCAGCGCGACAUCCUUGUGAACUGCAAGAGCUCACCAACUCCACUUUGUUUUUUGACAGGAUGAGGAACUUUCUACAAAAACUUAUAGAUAACUGCGGAAAAAAAAACAAUGCAACGUGUGAUUGAAACCACAAUUUCACAGAUAACAUAAAUAAUAAGCUCACUUAACUAUUAUCAUCCUAAAUUAAGCUGGUGUCUUUUAUUUUGUACUAUUAAUAUUUAUAUUUCUUCUCUGAACGCGUGACUGUUAAUACUGUAAGAAUGAUAUAUUUUUGUAACAAAAGCAAUGGGGUUUCGUGACUGAUUGUUCUGUGAAUGUCCUUCAAAAUGUACAGAUGAACAAAUACUUCCACUUGUGAAAUAUGUUUUUUUAUGUUGUUUUUUAUGUAUUGUUACAUUAAAGCAUUUUUAUUAACAGAAA